UUCCAUAUCAAAAUCCCAAACCUUAACCUUAUUAUAUAUUCACACAACUUAUAACAUAACACCUCAAUUCACUCACAAUAAACUUGAAGGACAUAACAAUAUCCAUUCAUUCUUACACCAGCUAACAGGAAGUUUUAUUCACAACUAACAUUAAAUUCUCUACUAUGGGUGUAGCCUCACGCACAUUAGAAAUCACGGUUAUAUCCGGCGAAAAUAUUCAUGUAACCGAAGAUGCAUACGUUGUCGUUCGAGGUGAGUCUCUUAAUUGUUACACAACGAAGACGCUGAAAGAUAACAACGAUAAUUGUGGAAAAAAUUCGAGUUUCCUUUCAUGGAAUGAAAAGUUUUUGUUGAACAUGCCAUUGCAUGCAAGGUCAAUUACGUUUGAGGUGCAAUGCAAGAAGUUUAAAAGUGUUCGUCCUAUUGGGGUAGCAAGAAUUGGCGUUUCGGAUUUUCUCAAUGGCGCCGUGCCGGAAAAUUGUUCGCAAAUUUUGAGUUAUAAAUUGAGGGAUUGGGAAGGGAGGCAAAAUGGAGUUAUUCAUUUCAGUGUGAGGGUGGUUGUGCCGGAGGAAAGAUCAGUUACCGUGGCGGAGAAGCAAACGGUGAUGCAUGGAAAGAAUUGUGGUGGCCGGUUAACUGGAAUGGAUGUUGGUGUCAAGAACUGUAAUGGUGUUGCUAUUGGUUUUCCCUUUUGGUGGAAUUACCCUAACAUUAUUUAAGAUUUGUAUUUUUUACAUUAUUUAAUUUUUUUGCAUGCUUGUCAAAGAUUGAUAAAGUCAAUUUUUGAAUGGGGGCAUACAAUACUAUUGUACUAUUUCAUUUCUCAAGUUUUAAUUUCUUGAAAAUACCAACAUUAUUAACAUAGAGUUACUUA
Messenger RNA from Medicago truncatula (barrel medic), 874 nucleotides. RefSeq names its product BON1-associated protein 2. The record is from RefSeq and is a predicted model, not a curated record. NCBI's taxonomy places the organism in Eukaryota, Viridiplantae, Streptophyta, Magnoliopsida, Fabales, Fabaceae. The coding region runs from base 165 to 719 and encodes 184 amino acids. The transcript has a single exon.